AUGCAUCCUCCUCCAAAGCCGCUGCUCCUCCUCGCGGUGCUGCUCGCCGCCUCACCGCAUGCGCUGGCGGAGCAGCCACCGGCGGCAGCCGCCUGCCCGCCGCAGGAGCGGGACGCGCUGCUGGCCUUCAAGCAAGGGAUCACCAUCAGCAGCGACGCCGCCGGCCUCCUCGCCUCAUGGCGCGAAGACGACUGCUGCCGGUGGAGGGGCGUCCGGUGCAGCAACCGGACCGGCCAUGUCGUCGCGCUCAACCUUCGAGGCCAGGGACUAGCCGGCGAGAUAAGUCCAUCCUUGCUCUCCCUGCCGCACCUGGAGCAUCUUGAUCUCAGCUCCAACCGCCUCGUGGGCCCGGCUGGCAGUAUUCCCGAAUUUCUGGGUUCCAUGGGAAACCUGAGAUAUCUCGACCUAUCCGGAGCGCCGUAUUCUGGGGAAGCGCCGUUUUCUGGCCAAGUGCCUCCCCACCUUGGCAACCUCUCCAAGCUGCAACAUCUUGACCUCUCAAGCAAUAGAAAUGUGUCCUCCAACGAUCUUUCCUGGUUAACACGUCUGCCAUUCCUAAGGUUUCUCGGCCUGAAUUUCGUGGACCUGAGUAUGGCGGCUGAUUGGGCUCAUGCGGUGAACGCCCUUCCUUUGAGGUCCCUUCAUCUUGAAGAUUGCUCGCUCACAAGUGCGAACCAAUCACUCCCACACUCAAACCUUACCACGACUCUUGAGGUGCUCGACCUUGCUCUCAACAACUUUGACCAGCCAGUCGCGUCUUGUUGGUUCUGGAACCUAACAAGACUCAAGCGGCUCUACCUUGAAGUUAACAACGGCGCCCUGUAUGGUCCGCUUCCUGAUGCAUUGGGGGGUAUGGUACGCUUGCAAGAACUAUCCUUCGGAGAGAGUGGCAGCCACAUGAUGAGCAUGGGCUCGGCAGACUUGAAGAACCUAUGCAACUUGAAGUUCCUAGACCUUGACUUUUGUUUCUCAAAUGGAUUUGAAGCGGAGAGGCUCCCGCAAUGUUCCUCGGACAAAUUGCAGGAAUUGCACCUGAUGGGAAACCAAUUGACAGGAACUCUAGCGGAUUGGAUGGGACACCGCACCAGCUUAGUCAUUCUUGAUCUCAGUUCAAACAACAUUACUGGGCCUAUACCGGAAUCUAUAGGGCGGUUUACAGAUUUGAGGGUUCUAGACCUUUGGAACAACAACCUGACUGGACAUGUGCCACCUGCAAUCGGUACUCUCACUAAUUUGGCUAGCUUGGUUCUUGGUCAGAAUCACUUGGAUGGUCUGAUUACAGAAGGACACUUUCAUGGUCUAAAAAGCUUAGAGCAAAUAUAUUUAUCUGACAAUCAACUGGAGAUUGUGGUGGGUUCAGAAUGGGUUCCUCCCUUCAGACUGCAAGAGGCCAGUUUUGCAUCUUGCCAGAUAGGUCAUCUGUUUCCUGCAUGGCUUAAGUGGCAAGUGGGUCUUACUCGCCUUGACAUCUCAAGCACAGGAAUAACAGAUAGGUUUCCAGAUUGGUUCUCCAGUUCCUUCUCAAAGAUCACAUACUUGGAUAUCUCCAAUAACCGAAUAAGUGGUGCCUUGCCAAAAAAUAUGGGUAACAUGUCAUUGGUAUCACUAUAUUCUAGUUCGAACAAUAUAUCUGGUAGAAUACCUCAAUUGCCCAGAAAUCUAGAGAUAUUGGACAUAUCAAGAAACUCUUUAUCAGGACCCCUGCCAUCAGAUUUUGGGGCUCCAAAACUAAGUACAAUAAGUCUAUUCUCCAAUUACAUCACAGGUCAAAUUCCAGUGUUUGUAUGCGAACUGUACUUGUAUUCCUUGGAUUUAGCCAACAAUAUUCUCGAAGGAGAACUUCCUCAAUGUUUCAGCACAAAACACAUGACAUUUCUAUUGCUAAGUAACAAUAGUUUCUCUGGCAAUUUUCCACCGUUUCUAGAAAACUGCACAGCGCUAUCCUUUUUGGAUCUGGCAAGGAACAGAUUCUCUGGAACAUUGCCAAUGUGGAUUGGGAACUUGGGGAAACUACAGUUUCUACGGCUGAGCAACAACAUGUUCCACGGGCAUAUUCCGGAUAAUAUCACAAGUCUCAGCAAACUUUAUCAUUUGAAUCUGGCGGCCAAUGGGAUAUCAGGUUCCAUACCUCAUCAUCUAUCAAAUCUAACAAUGAUGACAACACCAUAUGUACACGUUCCUGGCACCGUCGUUGCAGAUUUCCAAAUUAUGGUUGGUGAUAUGCCAGUAGUCUUCAAGAGGCAAGAACUUAAAUACAGAGGUGUUGGUGUUUUGGAGAUAUUGAGCAUUGACUUCUCUUGCAACUAUUUAACCGGUAAAAUUCCAGAGGAAAUAACGUCUCUUGGUGGAUUGAUAAACCUGAACUUGUCAUGGAAUCAACUGAAUGGAGGGUUACCUAAGAAGAUUGGGGACAUGCAGACGUUGGAGUCACUUGACUUCUCGAACAAUGAUAUUUCAGGAGAAAUUCCGUCAAGCUUGUCGAAUCUAACAUACUUGAGCAUUCUGGACCUGUCAUAUAAUCAUCUAGCAGGAAUAAUACCAUCAGGAGUUCAACUUGACACUCUUUACACGGAGUAUCCAUCCAUAUACAAUGGCAACCCUGGCCUUUGUGGUCCCAUCCUUCAUAAAAGUUGCUCAGUCAACAAUAAUGCACCACAGCCUGACCAUCAACAGAGUGGAAAAGUUUCGGAGUCGACAUUGUUCUUUUACUUUGGACUUGGGUCAGGGUUUAUGGCUGGCCUCUGGGUUGUGUUUUGUGCUCUGCUCUUCAAGAAAGCAUGGAGGAUUGCUUAUUUCUGCUUCUUUGACAAGGUGCAUGACAAAGCCUAUGUGUUCAUAGUUGUCACUUGGGGCAGGUUUGCCAGGAAAAGGUAA
Messenger RNA from Triticum turgidum subsp. durum (durum wheat), 2874 nucleotides. The record is from the annotation of a GenBank genome assembly. Lineage: Eukaryota; Viridiplantae; Streptophyta; Magnoliopsida; Poales; Poaceae.